AUGGUUGACAUAUUUGCCGAUCCAUCAUUAGAUGUUAAUUAUUGGGCUCGUUUUCUAAUGCAAGUCUUUAUUAUUCUUGUACUUGUUCGAAUAAUGGGAUGGUUACUUUCAUUAAUAAAACAACCACCAGUUAUUGGUGAAAUAAUAGCUGGAAUAAUUGUUGGUCCAUCCGUAUUGGGUAAUAUUGAUUUUUGGUCAAAACGUGUAUUUCCUCCAUCAUCAUGGAAUUAUUUUACAUUAGUCGGUAAUAUUGGUCUUAUUUUAUUUAUGUUCAAUUUAGGAUUAGAACUUGAACAAAAACAACUUAAACGUCAAUGGAAAUAUUCUCUUCCAAUAUCAAUCGGUACUAUUGUUGUACCAUAUGCAGCUGGUGCAGCUAUGUCUGUUUAUUUAUAUGAUAUAAAUAAUCGAAAUGGAUUUCAAUCACCUGAUAAAACAGCAUUCAUUUUAUUUGCAGCAUCAAGUAUGUCAUUUACUGCUUUUCCAGUACUUGCAGCUAUUCUUACAUCGACUAAACUUUUAUCGGCUCCAAUUGGUACUCUAACAAUAAGUUGUGCAGCAAUGAAUGAUAUUAUGGGUUGGUGUUCAUUAGCUAUAGCUGGUGCAUUUGCUAAAGGAUCAGGUAUUAUUGGUUUAUGGGUUAUAUUAAUAUCAAUUGGCUAUGUUAUAUUUAUGUUUACUAUUGUUCGAGGAUUGAUUAACUGGGCACAUAACUAUUUCGUAAAACAUAAUAAUGAAAUGAGUCGUACAUUUCUUAUAAGUAUAUUUCUUCUUCUUAUUGCAUCAGCAUUUUUUUGUGAUAUACUUGGUAUACAUUCAUUUUUUGGUGCAUUUGUUGUUGGUAUAAUAUGUCCAAAAUCAGGUCAAUUUAAUGUUGAAUUAUUUCCAAAAUUAGAAUUAGUUACUGUUGAAUUAUUAUUACCAUUAUUUUUUGCUGCUAGUGGUAUGAGAACAAGUUUAGGUUCGUUAAAUGAUAGAUUUUAUGGUGGUAUAACUGUACUUAUUUUUGCUGUUGCGACAUUGGCUAAAUUUUUACCAGCAUUAUUCAUGACGAAACUAAUAACAAAACGUUCAUGGAAAUUUUCAGGAAGUGUUGGAAUAUUAAUGAAUACACGAGGUUUAGUUGAACUUAUUGCAUUAAAUAUUGGACUUCAACUUCAUAUACUUUCACCUCGACUAUUUACUAUGUUUAUUAUAAUGGCUCUUGUAACAACAUUUAUGACAUGUCCAUUACUUUGGCUUGUCUAUCUUCGAACAUAUAAGCCUGAAGAAUUUCAUCAUGAAACAAAUGAUACUGAACAAGAUUUUACCCAAGAUAAUAAUAAUCUUCCAAAAGUAGCAUCAUCACCGAUUCUUACCAAAUUUUAA
Molecule: messenger RNA, 1368 nt
Organism: Rotaria sp. Silwood1
Lineage: Eukaryota; Metazoa; Rotifera; Eurotatoria; Philodinida; Philodinidae
Source: the annotation of a GenBank genome assembly